Molecule: messenger RNA, 1089 nt
Organism: Arachis ipaensis
Lineage: Eukaryota; Viridiplantae; Streptophyta; Magnoliopsida; Fabales; Fabaceae
Product: protein FAR1-RELATED SEQUENCE 5-like
Source: RefSeq, a predicted model, not a curated record
AUGGAAGAAAGAGUAUUCUUUGAUGAGAUGAUAGAAGAGUCAGAUGAUACAGAGGAGGAAUUUCAAGGAAUGUAUCAAGAUGAAAUUGAGCAGGAAGCUGUGAAUUCUGAGGAUUUAGGGGAGCAAGAAUUUCAAGCAAUGUUUGAUGGGAACGAUUUUUCACAUGGGGUGGAUGAAUUAUAUCGAAUAGAAGAUAUUGAAAAUAUUGCCAUGGUUGAUUUUCUGAACAUAGGUGCUCAUGAGAUGGAAUGUUUUCAUUUUCCUAAUCUUCAGAUUGCAUUUGAUUUCUAUAACCAUUAUGCGAAAUCUGUUGGUUUUGGUGCUAGAAAAAGUAAGACUUGGAAAAAUAGCAAAGGAGAAUAUGUGAAGCAAUUGUUUGUGUGCUCUUGUGAGGGAUUUAGACCAGAGAAAUAUUAUAAUAUGGAAAACAGAAAAAGGGAGCCAAAAUCUGAGACUCGUUGUGGUUGCCUGGCUAGGUUUGUAGUUCAUUUUGUGGCUUACACUGGAAGAUGGCAUGUGGCUUUGUUUGUUGAAUCGCACAAUCAUGAUUGCCUUGAUCCUAGGUUACUAUUUUGGUGUGAUGGAAGAAGCAAAUUAGAUUAUGAAGUAUUUGGAGAUGUGCUUGCCUUUGAUGCGACAUACAAAAAGAACAAGUACUUAUGUCUAGUAGUAGUAUUUUCCGGUGUGAAUCAUCACAACCAAACAGUGGUAUUUGGAAGUGCUCUAGUUACCGAUGAGAGUAAGGAGGUCUACGUGUGGUUAUUACAGCAAUUAUUGGCAACCAUGAAGGGAAAAUCACCUGUAUCUAUGAUUAAAGAUGGUGCUCCAUCAAUGAGGUUUGCAAUUGAGACGGUAUUCCCAAAUGCCUAUCAUAGAUUAUGUGCUUGGCACCUCAUUCGGAACGCCACAAGUAAUGUUAGAAACCCAAAAUUUACAUCUAUGUUUAAGAAGUGCAUGCUAGGAGAUUAUGAGAUUAGUGUGUUUGAGCAGAAGUGGUUUGGAAUGGUUGAGGAGUUUGGUGUAGCUGAAAAGAAUUGGAUUAUUGACAUGUACGAGAAAAGGCAUAUAUGGGCCACUACACAUAUUUGA